CCUUCUCAUCUCUCUUUCUCUUCACGCUUCGGGAAAGUCUCUCUCUCUCUCUCUCUCUCUCUCUUUUUCUCGGAGGAAGGGUUUGGUUGGUACGAAGGGAAGAAAGGUCGAUGGCGUCGUUUGGGGAGGCUCCGCCGGGAGAUGCGAAGGCUGGGGAGAAGAUCUUCAAGACCAAGUGCGCUCAGUGCCACACCGUCGAGAAGGGAGCCGGCCACAAACAAGGUCCCAAUUUGAAUGGCCUAUUUGGAAGGCAGUCUGGUACAGCCGCUGGAUAUUCCUAUUCUGCUGCCAACAAGAAUAGGGCAGUUACGUGGGAGGAGUCAACCUUGUACGAUUAUUUGCUCAAUCCAAAGAAGUACAUACCUGGCACAAAGAUGGUUUUCCCUGGCUUGAAGAAGCCUCAAGAACGUGCGGAUCUGAUUGCAUACCUCAAGGAAUCAACUGCCUCAUAAUAAAGACGUCUCUGUUCUCCUGCUCUCCUUGUAUGCGGUGAGGAGACUCUUUGGAUGCUGAGAAACUAUUUUUUGGAAUAAGACCGCUUGGGGUGUCAUGCGGUACUCUCCCAUGUGGUUCGGCUGUUUCAUCUUCUGAUUGGAAGAAACGUUUCAAUUGGUAACUCAUUUCUUCUGAGCAUUCCAUUGCGCCUGUUACUUACAUUUCAAUAACCACAAUUUUCUUAUUCUCAAUCUCUAUGGAAGACCAAAUUUACCGGGAAAAUUACAUUAUAUCCUUUCUUUGGAAGGAGACAUAUAUAAGUAAUUUAUGAGAUUGUGUGCUUGCUCUUA
Messenger RNA from Nymphaea colorata (pocket water lily), 785 nucleotides. RefSeq names its product cytochrome c. Gene Ontology annotation, cellular component: mitochondrial intermembrane space. The coding region runs from base 111 to 452 and encodes 113 amino acids. Gene Ontology annotation, molecular function: heme binding; electron transfer activity. Gene Ontology annotation, biological process: mitochondrial electron transport, cytochrome c to oxygen; mitochondrial electron transport, ubiquinol to cytochrome c. Lineage: Eukaryota; Viridiplantae; Streptophyta; Magnoliopsida; Nymphaeales; Nymphaeaceae. The record is from RefSeq and is a predicted model, not a curated record. The transcript has 3 exons.